AUGUCUUCGUCUGCCACCUCUCCACGCAAGCUCAAAAUUCUCAUGAUACACGGCUACACCCAAAACGGACCCCUCUUCCACGCAAAAACCCGCGCCCUGGAGAAGAACCUCGACAAAGCCUUCCCCUCGGCCCCCAAACCCGGUUUCCUGCCCUUGUUCCCCGGCGGAGUCGAGCUCGUAUACCCAACCGCCCCCUUGAAGCUGUCUGUAAACGACAUUCCAGGCUACGAUGUUGACGGCGCAACCGACGACACAGACCCAGAAGCCUAUGCCUGGUGGCGCAGAAAAGGCGAUGGCGAGCCCUUCCGCUACGAAGGCUUAGAACAGGGUUUCGCAUCUCUGGCUGCAGUGAUAAAAGAGCAAGGUCCUUUUGACGGUUGCAUAGGUUUCAGCCAGGGUGGUGCAGCAGCAGGCAUGCUAGCAUCAAUUCUCGAAGCCAACCGAAGAGAAGCAUUUGAAAAGCAACAGCCGCACGGUGGAAUGCGCUACCCGGAAAGCUUUGAAAACGAUACUGGAUAUGUUACGGACGUCAUUCAAGAACCACUGAAAUUUGCAGUAAGUUAUAGUGGAUUCAGUGCUGCGCCGAAUGAGCUGUACACUGCAUUCUACGAGCCAAAGAUUCAGACGCCGAUGCUGCACUUUAUUGGUAGUGUGGAUACGGUUGUAGACGAGUCGAGAAGUUUGAGGUUGGUGGAUGCUUGUGUCACGGGCAGAGGUGUUGAGGGUGGUGUGUCGAGGCUUGUGUACCACCCUGGUGGUCACUUUUUGCCCAGCAGUCAGAAACAAUACGUCGCUGCUCUGGUAGCGUUCAUCAGAGAGGUAGUCGGCGGACCACCAGAGGACUCGCUAGAAAACAAAAAGGAAGACAAGGCCGAAGACAUGGACAUGCCCUUCUGA
Aureobasidium namibiae CBS 147.97 is the source of this 897-nucleotide messenger RNA. Its product is annotated as dihydrofolate reductase. The record is from RefSeq and is a predicted model, not a curated record. Gene Ontology annotation, cellular component: nucleus; cytoplasm. Bases 1 to 897 code for a protein of 298 amino acids. NCBI's taxonomy places the organism in Eukaryota, Fungi, Ascomycota, Dothideomycetes, Dothideales, Saccotheciaceae. The transcript has a single exon.